Messenger RNA from Umbelopsis ramanniana AG, 1875 nucleotides. RefSeq lists its product as uncharacterized. NCBI's taxonomy places the organism in Eukaryota, Fungi, Mucoromycota, Umbelopsidomycetes, Umbelopsidales, Umbelopsidaceae. Gene Ontology annotation, molecular function: L-glutamate dehydrogenase (NAD+) activity. The coding region runs from base 81 to 1616 and encodes 511 amino acids. Gene Ontology annotation, cellular component: mitochondrion. The transcript has 6 exons. Gene Ontology annotation, biological process: L-glutamate catabolic process. The record is from RefSeq and is a predicted model, not a curated record.
CGAUGAUUUCAUGUCCGACGUGUUGGUAUAAAAUUAGCCAGCCAGGAGAAUAACCUCAUCCUGUCACCUUUCUUUCCUCAAUGAAUUUGCUUCUUAAGCGUCUCCCUUCCACCGCUCGCUUAGCUCCGUCUUACCGAGCCUUGGCCAUCCCUACCUACUCACGUUUUUUGAGUACUCAUGCCACUCAGUCUGCCUGUGACCCUGAUGAGCCUCACUUCCUGCAGUCUGUAGAAAUGUAUUACGAUGACGCUGCGCGACUUAGCAACGUCAACCCUGGUACACUUGGCCAUAUCAAGGCUGUUGACAGCUUAUUGAGAGUUACUUUCCCUAUUGAGACGUCUGACGGCAAGACUGAUAUCAUUGAAGGUUACCGUGCUCAACAUUCACGUCAUCGCCUUCCCGUCAAGGGUGGUAUCCGGUUUAGUGACGAAGUCGACCUCCAAGAAGUUGAAGCUUUGGCAGCCCUCAUGACCUUCAAGUGUGCUGUUGUGGAUGUUCCUUUCGGAGGCGCAAAGGGUGGUAUCAAGAUUGACCCUAAGAAGUAUACAACUGAACAGCUUGAACGUAUUACCCGUCGUUAUACCAUGGAGCUCUGCCAAAAGAAAUUUAUUGGACCAGGCGUUGAUGUUCCUGCUCCUGAUGUCGGUACUGGCCCUCGUGAAAUGAGUUGGAUUAUGGAUACCUAUAGACAAUUCAACGCAAGUGACGUGAAUGCUGCCGGUUGCGUUACUGGAAAGCCUAUUGCACAAGGAGGCGUCCGAGGAAGAAACGAGGCUACUGGUCUUGGCGUUUUCUAUGGUAUCCGAGAAUUCUUGAAGUACCCUGAAAUCCAGAAGAAGACUGGCCUCAAAGGAACCGUAGACGGAGUGAGUGUUGUCGUUCAAGGCUUCGGUAAUGUCGGUUACUUCGCUGCCAAGUUCUUUGAAAACAAUGGUGCUAAGGUCAUUGGUGUUGGCGAACGUGACUGCUCUAUUUAUGACCCCAAGGGUUUGGACGUUGAGGCGCUCUUCCAAUUCCGCAAGGAUAAUGGCACAUUCCGCGGCUACUCUGCCUCAGCCACUAUUAUCGAUGAGCCUGCAAAGAUCCUCGAGGUUGAAUGCGAUAUCCUCAUUCCUGCUGCUUUGGAACGUCAAAUCGGUCUUCGCAACGUCGACAAGAUCAAGGCUAAGUUGAUUGGUGAGGCUGCCAAUGGUCCCAUUACACCUGGCGCUCACAGAAAGUUGGAAGCACGCGGUAUCCCUGUCAUUCCUGAUCUUUUGUUGAACGCUGGUGGUGUCACCGUCUCUUACUUUGAAUGGUUGAAGAAUUUGUCUCACGUUCGUUUUGGUCGUAUGAACAAGAAAUGGGACGAAUUGAGCAAGACCAAGCUCGUCUCUCUCGUUGAGGAGAGCGCUGGCCGCAGUCUCACUGAAGCUGAGCGCAAGCAAAUUGUUCACGGUGCUGAAGAGGCCGAUCUUAUCUACUCUGGUCUUGAAGAUACUAUGCACGAAGCUUGCAAAGAGACCCGAACCACUGCCAACCUCAAGAACAUUGAUUACCGAACUGCUGCCUUCGUUAACGCCAUCCAAAAGAUUGCAACUGUCUAUGAAGGCACUGGCAUGAUCUUCAUGACAUAAUAUGACCUGUACAAUUAUGAUUCUUUCUCUUCUUUUACAAUGAAAAUAUAAACAAACAAUCACGCCAUAACUUUUUCACUUUUUAAAUGCAAACUGGUUCAUCCUAAUUGACGUGUAAAAGUCACCGAUGUGAAUGUAUUUUUGUUAACUGUUGCUGUUCAUUUGUGGUUCAAAAAUCGGCCGAGACAAAAGCUAUCGGAUAUUUCAGUCACAAAAUGAUAGGAUUCCUCACCUUAUGGACUUUGUCAAUGAGAUACUG